Messenger RNA from Myotis brandtii (Brandt's bat), 699 nucleotides. RefSeq lists its product as uncharacterized. Bases 22 to 678 code for a protein of 218 amino acids. The record is from RefSeq and is a predicted model, not a curated record. Lineage: Eukaryota; Metazoa; Chordata; Mammalia; Chiroptera; Vespertilionidae. The transcript has 3 exons. Gene Ontology annotation, cellular component: cytoplasm. Gene Ontology annotation, biological process: regulation of translational fidelity. Gene Ontology annotation, molecular function: double-stranded RNA binding; tRNA binding; nucleotidyltransferase activity.
GAGGAUCAUGGGAAGGACGUCAUGAGCGCAAUCUCCUCCCCAAUUCCCGGCCCUAACCGGCGCUCGGUGAUGACGUCACGCCCAGGCGCGGCGGGGCCGCCUUCCCUCCGAGGAGUGAAUGCUGGGGGAGGCGGCGGGGCUCCGGGGCUGAGAGGGCGUGCGGCCGGGCGGAUUUCGGAGUCCUUCUCUCCUGUUGUCCAGCGUGGCUGGGUGGGCGGAGCGUCGUCCAGGGAGGUGCAGGCGGGGUCUUGCCUUUUCACACUCUACCACCUGAGGUCCCAGCAGGCUGGUCAACCCCAAGACUCAGGCCGUGACUUCAAGGAGGCCUUUGAGAGCGAUGCCCAGUCACUAGGCAUCCGGAUUCCUGGCCAGGUCUCCAUGCAGGACUUGGCCCAGAUGUGUGGGGGACCACUUGCUCUCACCAGUGCCGACCUCAGCUCCCAGGCCAGUUCUCUGAGUGUUGAGGAGUUCCAGGACCUCUGGCCUCAGCUGCCCCUGGUAAUUGAUGGGGGACCGAUUGGGGGUGGCAAGAGCCGCGAGUGUCGCCUCGGCUCAACUGUGGGUGACCUGUCUGUGCCCGGGAAGUUUGGCAUCAUUCGUCCAGGCUGUGCCCUGGGAAAUACUACGGCUGUCCUCCAAAGGAAGUACGCUGCUCCCUCGCAGGGAUCCUGCUGCUGAGACUUGGGAGGAGGAGGGCCC